Molecule: messenger RNA, 2331 nt
Organism: Ornithorhynchus anatinus (platypus)
Lineage: Eukaryota; Metazoa; Chordata; Mammalia; Monotremata; Ornithorhynchidae
Gene: EPS8L2
Product: EPS8 like 2
Exons: 21
Coding region: 23-2311 (762 amino acids)
Biological process (GO): Rho protein signal transduction; regulation of Rho protein signal transduction; positive regulation of ruffle assembly
Cellular component (GO): plasma membrane; ruffle membrane; vesicle
Molecular function (GO): actin binding
Source: RefSeq, a predicted model, not a curated record
ACCCGUCGCUCGACGGCCCGCGAUGAGGAAGUCGGAAGGGCCGGCCCUGGACCGGGCAGGCGGAGAUGAAUGGAGUCAGGGAAUCCUUGGAAUGCAGGGCGCGGAGCCCGGAGGCACCAUGAGUCUGAGCGGAUCCUUGAGCAGCAACCCCGGCUCUGCCAACGGGAGCAUGGGACGCUCGGACGGAGCCGCCAAGCUGAGCGCCAAGGACCUCUACGAACAAAGGAAGAAAUAUUCCAACUCCAACAUCAUCAUGCAGGAGACGUCGCAGUACCACGUGCAGCACCUGGCCACCUUCGUCAUGGACCGGAGCGAGGCCAUCGUCACCGUGGACGACGCCAUCCGGAAGCUGAUCCAGCUGAGCUCCAAAGACAAGAUCUGGACCCAGGAGAUGCUGCUGCAGAUAAACGACAAGUCCAUCUGCCUGCUGGACUGCGAGACGCGGGAGGAGCUGGAGAACUUCGAGCUGGGCACCGUGCGGCACUGCCAGACCGUCCUCAACCAGCUCCGCUACCGCUCCGUCCUGCUCCUCGUCUGCCAGGACGACGAGCAGCAGCACAAGCCCGACGUCCACUUCUUCAACUGCGACGAGGUGGAGGCAGAGAUGGUGUACGAGGACAUCGCCAGCGCCCUGUCCGACAGCCGGCAAGGCAAGAAGCUGCGGCCUCAGACGCUCAAGGCCAACCAGGAGAAGAUCAAGCAGAGGCAGUCCAUCCUCCCGCCCCCGCAAGGCCCGGCCCCCAUCCCCUUCCAGCACGACGCGGGCGGCUCCCCGAGGAACCCCAAGAACCGCGUGGCCCCCCCCGUGCCCUACGAGCAAGGCCAGCGAGGACCGGCCCCCCAAGGCCCCGAAGAAUCCCGGGCCCUGCUGGCCCAGAAGAUCGAAAAGGAAACGCAAAUCCUCAACUGCGCCCUGGACGACAUCGAGCUCUUCGUGGCCCGACUGCAGAAGGCGGCCGAGGCCUUCAAACAGCUCAACCAGCGGAAGAAGGGCAAGAAGAAGGGGAAGAAAGGGCCCGCAGAGGGUGUCCUGACGCUGCGGGCCCGGCCCCCGACGGAGCCGGAGUUCGUCGACUGCUUCCAGAAAACCAAGCUGGCCCUGAACCUCCUGGCUAAGCUGAAGAAGCACAUCCAGAAUCCCAGCGCCUCCGAGCUCGUCCACUUCCUCUUCGGCCCCUUGGAACUGAUCGUCAGCAGCUGCGGAGGCCCCAGCGUCGCCAGGACGGUCGUCACGCCCCUCCUGUCUCGGGACGCCAUCGACUUCCUGAAGGGUCACCUCACCCCCAAAGAGAUGGCCCUGUGGGAGUCUCUGGGGGAGUCGUGGAUGCGGUCGAGAGCCGAGUGGCAGCGGGACCCCCCCGUCCCCUUCUACGGCCCCCGGUUCCACAACGGCUGGGAGCCCCCCCUGGAGAUCUUGCAGGGGGCCCCCUGGGAAGCGGACGGCGGCCAGUUCCAGGAGGAGACGUCGCCGAAGCGCGGCCAGCUGCCGGACCCCGUGGCCGGCGGGGACUCCUUCCAGCCCGGAGCCACUUCCCACUCUCCCAGGAGCUACGAGUCGCCGCCGGGGAUGGCCAGGUUCGCCAAGAUCAGAUACGACUUCACUGCCCACAACGCCAACGAGCUGUCCGUGCUCAAGGACGAGGUGCUCGAGGUGUUGGAGGACAACAGGCAGUGGUGGAAACUGAGGAACCGCAGUGGGCAAGCUGGCUACGUCCCCUACAACAUCCUAGAUGUCUUGAGGCCGGAGGAUGUGUACAACCAACAGGAUCAGCAGAGGUACCGGGGAGACUUGAGCCCCCGGGGUCCGGGGCCCACCAGCCCCAGCCACAAGCUGCCUGCCAGCUACGCCGGAGACAAGUGGGGGAGUGAGAUGAUGGCCGCCAGGAACACGCCCCAGGAUGCCAAAGAACAACUCAUCCACCACAUGGACGAGGUGAACGACGAGCUGCUCAAGAAGAUCACCAACAUCAAGGUGGGGCCGCCUCAGAGGAACUUCAAGGUGGAGAGGGCCCAGGCCGUCCAGGUGCCCCUCACCUACGACUCCGACGCCAGCCAAGUCAGAGCCUGGCUGGAAGCCAAAGCCUUCAGCAAAGCGAUCGUGGAGCAGCUGGGGAUCCUGACAGGCGCCCAACUCUUUUCCCUGAACAAGGAGGAGCUGAAGAAAGUCUGUGGAGAGGAAGGUGCCAGAGUCUACAGCCAGCUCACAGUGCAGAAAAGCCUUUUGGAGAAAAACCAAGGCGGGUCCGAGCUGGAGGAAGUCAUGAUUAAAUUCCAUUCCAAAAAACAGAAGAAGAUCGAACCGGAGAGUUAAGACUCUGCGGAGGGGCGGGG